AUGGGGUUUAUACAGAUUAAUGAGGACUUCAUAUUUAUUGAGCCACUCAAUCACACUUUGGCUGUGACAGGUCAUGCACACAGGGUGUACAGACGAAAAAGGUCUGUAGAGGAGAAAAUUACUGAAAAACCAACUUCUCAGAAUCAGUACUGUGGUGUUGUUACAGAUAAAAGAAAAUCCAAGAAUCAGAAAGUAUCAGAAAGUGGAAGAGGAAAACGAUACUCUUACAAAUUACCUCAGGAGUACAAUAUAGAAACAGUUGUGGUAGCAGAUCCAGCUAUGGUUCUGUAUCAUGGAAAAGAUGCUGCCAGAAGAUUUAUUCUGACCAUCUUAAAUAUGGUUUUUAACCUUUUCCAGCACAAAAGCCUUGGACUACAAGUUAAUCUUCGGGUUACUAAGCUUGUCCUCCUUCAUGAGACUCCAGCAGAUAUGUAUAUUGGACAUCAUGGGGAAAAAAUGCUGGAAAGCUUUUGUAAAUGGCAGCAUGAAGAGUUUGGCAAAAAGAAUGAUAUACACUUAGAAAUGUCAACAAGCUGGGGAGAAGACAUGUCGUCAGUUGAUGCAGCUAUUCUUAUCACAAGGAAGGAUUUCUGUGUACAUAAAGACGAACCAUGUGAUACUGUUG
Messenger RNA from Centrocercus urophasianus (Greater sage-grouse), 625 nucleotides. RefSeq names its product A disintegrin and metalloproteinase with thrombospondin motifs 19-like. Gene Ontology annotation, molecular function: metallopeptidase activity. The annotation marks the transcript as partial. NCBI's taxonomy places the organism in Eukaryota, Metazoa, Chordata, Aves, Galliformes, Phasianidae. The transcript has 5 exons. The record is from RefSeq and is a predicted model, not a curated record.